AUGUCCGACGAAACUGUGUCUCCUCAAGUCGUCAAUGACUUGGUUGAUUACAACGAAUUUAACCAAGCCUUCAAAGAGGUAUUUUGCGGCACGAUCGGAGGAUUUGCCCAGGUGCUAGUUGGUCAACCAUUUGACAUGACUAAAGUCAGAAUGCAAACUUCUUCGGUGCGAGCAUCUGCGUCGGAAGUUAUUAGGAAAUUGGUCAAAAAUGAGGGCAUCCUGGCUUUUUACAAAGGGACACUGGUACCACUGGUAGGGGUCGGCGCUUGUGUCUCUUGCCAGUUUGGUGUCAAUGAGGCGAUGAAAAGAUACUUCCGCUGGAGACACAGAAAUGACCACGGCAUGCUGACUCCUGGCCAGUACUACAUGAGCGGGUUUGUAAGCGGCACUGCUAAUGCUUUUCUUGCUACGCCGAUCGAGCAUGUGCGGAUUCGCUUACAACUACAGACAGGUUCAAAAACCACCUCACUCUACUACGGUUCUUGGGACUGUGCGAGGAAGCUAUUAAGGCAGGGUGCGCUAAUGCGUGGCUUCACAGCCACUACGCUAAGAACUUCUCACGGGUUCGGCAUAUACUUCUUUACUUACGAGGCUCUUCUAGCCAACGAAGCCCGCCGGGGGGUCCUGCGGCAAGAUGUGCCCGCAUGGAAAGUGUCAUUGUUCGGUGCAUUGGCGGGUGCUUGUUUUUGGGCUACUACAUAUCCAUUCGACGUUGUGAAAUCUGUCAUCCAGGCCGACAAGCUCAGAAACCCGGUUUACGGAACGUCUGUUGUCCAGGUUGGCAAGGCCAUAUAUCGUGAGCGCGGGCCGCGUGUUUUUGUUAGUGGCUUCAUGCCAGCGAUGCUGCGUUCAUUGCCAGUCAAUGGAGCUACCUUUGCAGCGUUUGAAACUACGAUGCGUCUAAUAAAGUAG
Molecule: messenger RNA, 912 nt
Organism: Lachancea dasiensis
Lineage: Eukaryota; Fungi; Ascomycota; Saccharomycetes; Saccharomycetales; Saccharomycetaceae
Source: the annotation of a GenBank genome assembly